This is a messenger RNA of Cuscuta europaea, 1895 nucleotides long. The record is from the annotation of a GenBank genome assembly. NCBI's taxonomy places the organism in Eukaryota, Viridiplantae, Streptophyta, Magnoliopsida, Solanales, Convolvulaceae.
CUUGCAUGAUCUCCCAAGAACGCACCAAAAAAAAAGGAAUUGAUCUCUCCUAAUCUCUUCAUCCACUUACGUAGUAAAAGUAGCUGUGCAAGUUAUUUGCUUUUGUUUUUCCCUUUUGGAAUCUUUCAGCUUAUUUCACGAAAUAUACUCCCUUUCGUAUUCAACUCGGAAGGGUUUAUUCUUACUCUUGAAUCCUUAUCUCUUUAAUCGGCAAUUUUGGCAACGGUCGAAGGUUUCAGUCAAGGUAGCUACAAGCCUGAAACGUGGUAGGAUUAUCCUGGGAGCGAGCUAGCCAGACCUGUCCGAAUAGCUAUCGGGAUACAGGGGCUAUCUUUCUUCAAGGCCAGUCCGUUUUUGCGGGCGAUCCUGCGAUAAGCUUUCUUAUCCUUUCUAUUAUUUCAUUUCAUUUAUUCUAAUUAUUUUUUGUUUAAUUUUGUUCUUGCAUUUGGCGGUUUGUCUGGUGAUUUGUUCAAACUCGGGAUUUUUAUCUGGUUAAACUCGCAAUUUUUAAUAUCUUUUUUCUAACAAUCUUGAAGAAAGAUAAUAUUUCUCGAGUUUUGGAAAAUCCAAAAAUGGCAAACUUGGAAAAUGUUGUUAACAAUGAAACUGUUGGUUUAGAGAAUGUUUUUGGUUCCCCUGAAAAUGAUAAUACUAUGUCUGCCACUAAUUCACAAGGCACACCUGAAUAUAUUGCUACGGGCUCGCACAGGGUGGAUUUAACCGGUAUGCCUGAAAAAUUUUCUGGGCAUUUUUUCAAGCGUUGGCAACAACGCAUGAAAAUUUGGUUAAUCACCAAGGGCUUGCUUUCAGUGAUUAUGACGGUGUGUCCCCCCGUUGUUGAAUCGGAUCCCAAAAGUCUUGAACGCCAAGCUUCAUGGCGUGAGAGGGAUGAAAUUGCAAAAGGCAUGAUUUUGUUGGGUCUCUCCAACAUGUUAUUUGAUGUCUAUUGCACCCUCCACGGCACGACUAAGGACCUUUGGGAUGAGUUGGAUAGAAAAUAUAAUACUGAUGACCACGGUCUUGAAAAAUAUAUUGUUUCUAAAUUCCUACGAUUUGACAUGAAAGAGGGAAAAUCAGUUUUAGAACAGACACAAGAAUUUGAGCUUAUCUUACAUUCUCUUCGUGAAGCAGACAUGGAAUUGCCUGAAAAAUUUAAAGUGAUGGCGGUCAUAGAAAAAUUUCCCAAAUCAUGGGAAGAUUUUGGUAUGACUUUAAAACAUAAAAUGAAAAAGAUCACUUGGAAAUCUUUGAUGCAUUCCAUUACUGUUUAGGAGGAACAUAAGAAAGCGGGUUAUAUUGCGCCUGUUGAAUUUCAACCGAAGGCUCAUGUUAUAACUGGGGGGAAGCAAGCACAUAACUCUAAAAAUAAGCAACCAUCAUCUUUUAAACCAAUAAAGGCCAAAUUAAAAAUUGCAAAGAAACCAAAAGCAAACCGUCCAUGCUGGAACUGUGGACAGAUGGGGCAUUGGGCCAAAUUGUGCCCAAAUAAAAAGGCUAAGGCUCAAUCUGGUGGACCUCAAGUCAACAUGGUGACUGGAGGAACUAGUUCCGAUGGCCUGCGGUUGGAAGAACAGUGAUGAUGGGAAACACAAGUGCUGCUAGUGUGCAUGGAGUUGGAAAAGUAGAAAUAAAAUUCCCUUCGGGAAAAAUUCUUACUUUGCAUAGAGUGCAUCACGUUCCAGAAAUUAGAAGGAACAUUGUUAGUGGUUCCAUUCUAGUUAGGGAGGGUUAUGAAUUGUCUUUUAAAUUAAAUAAAGUUGUAAUUUUAUUUGGUGGACUUUUUAUUGGCAAGGGUUACUUGUCAGAUGGACUUUUUAAGAUUGUGGUUGAUUAUUUGGAAUUAAACUAUAUAUCUGAGAAUUGUGAUUCUUCUUGUUUAUGGCAUUGUCGUUUGG